Capsella rubella is the source of this 2347-nucleotide messenger RNA. RefSeq names its product BTB/POZ domain-containing protein At3g50780. The transcript is spliced from 2 exons. NCBI's taxonomy places the organism in Eukaryota, Viridiplantae, Streptophyta, Magnoliopsida, Brassicales, Brassicaceae. Bases 514 to 2076 code for a protein of 520 amino acids. The record is from RefSeq and is a predicted model, not a curated record.
AGAGGGAGUGAGAGAGAGAGAGAGAGAAGAGGAGACAAAGGUAAAGUGAAGAUAAAGGAAUCGUAGAGAGUAGACAGCCCCAUUUGAUGCAUCUCUUUCUCUUCCUUUGUUGCUCUUUUAUUGUUUUGGCUUUAUUAUUACUCUCUUCUUCCUUCUUCCUUUUUCAAAAUACCACCCCCAACAAUGUCUCUUUGUUUUUAGAUAGUAUCAUCAUAGUUUAUGUUAAAAAGCUUGUUCCUUUGAUUCUUUAAACACCAUUAUUACAACUUCAAUCAUUCACUUCUACUACACAGCUGUGUUUGAUUUUGAUCCUUUUUACACAUAUUCUUUAGUUUACAGAUUUCUGAUUUCUAGGGUUUCUCUUGUUUCUUUCUUUCCCCAAAUUUCUAUAAUUGACUUGGUUCUUCUCUCUGUUUAGGCCUAUCUUAGAUUGUAGCUUUCUGGGUUCUCUUUAAAUGUGUUAAAGGUGAAAGCUUUAAGCUUUUGUGUCUUCUAUCUCGGGGUUUAUUAGCAAUGGCUGAGAUCAAGAUUGCUAAAGUAGAACCAGGGCAAACGAAGAUUAGGAAUGUUCCUGUAGCUGUUACUCCUGAAGGUUUCUGGUGUUGUCCUUCUCCUGUUGCGUUUCAGAAGACUCUUAAAUCUCACCACUCUCUCAAUAAGCAGAAACCGUCUUCUCCUCCUCCUCCUCAACUCCCUAAACCGGAGAAGAAACCAUCCUCGACCACCAUUAGAUCCGUCAUCGCCUCCGAUGAGAUUCAACAGAAUUCGGCUAAUUCUGAUACCCUUCAUAGUAUUGCUGUUCCGGCGACGGUUCAGGAGAGACCACAGAGGCAAAAGGUUGAGACUUUACCGAGGAAAGUGGCGAUUGAGUUUGGUGAACCAGGAAGUAGUGAUGCUAAAGUCAUUUUGGUUGGGAAGCAAGGUUUUUGUGUGAAGCUGAGUGUUCAUAAGAAAGUUUUGGUUGAUCAUAGUAGUUUCUUUGCUAAGAAACUAGCUGAGAAAAAUUCGGUUUUUGCUUGUCUUGAGAUUGAGAGCUGUGAAGAUGCUGAGAUUUACGUUGAGACCAUUGGGCUUAUGUAUUGUAAAGAUAUGAAGCAACGGCUGAUGAAACAGAAUGUAAGCAGAGUCCUUCGUGUCCUCAAGGUCGCAGAACUUCUUGGUUUCAGUACAUGUAUUCAAUCUUGUUUAGAUUACUUAGAAGCUGUGCCGUGGGUUGGGGAAGAAGAAGAGGAGAAAGUUAUCUCAUCUAUUCUUAGAUUAAAAACUGAAGGAGUUGGCGUCACGCCUGUGCUGAAAAGAGUUGCUUCUAAUGCUGUGGAUCCACCAAAAGAAACACUCUCGCGCAUCAUUGAGCUUGUUUUAAGAAGCAAAGAGGAAAAAAGUCGACGUGAGAUGAAAUCUAUUGUCCUGAAGCUUCUCAGAGAACAGAAUGGGGCCAAUGUAGCUGAUAACUUCAACGAAACAAUCUAUUCAUCUUGCCAAAACUGCUUAGACUCGGUUUUGUCUCUGUUUAGACAAGCUUGUGAGGGAGAAAAACCUGAGACUGAUACCAAACAGAUAGCGGUAGAAGCGGAUAACCUCACGUGGCUGCUUGAUGUAUUAGCGGAAAGACAAGCUGCAGAGGAAUUCUCAAUCACAUGGGCAAACCAAAAGGAGCUCGCCUUGUUACACGAGAAGCUUCCUUUAAUGUCUCGUUACCACAUAAGCCGUGUAACAUCUAGGCUCUUCAUAGGGAUUGGGAGAGGAGAAUUGUUGCCUUCAAAAGACACUCGUCUUUUGCUGUUGACCACAUGGUUGCAACCGUUGUUCAAUGACUAUAACUGGCUUCAACAUGGUUGCAGAUCGUUUGAUGGUAAACUAGUGGAGGAAGGAAUAGGUCGAACGAUACUGACAUUGCCGUUGGAAGAUCAGCAAAGCAUCUUGCUUUCGUGGCUCGGGAGUUUUCUAAACGGAGGAGAUGGAUGUCCAAAUCUUCAGAGAGCUUUCGAGGUUUGGUGGAGACGGUCUUUCAUUAGACCGUACUCAGAUCGUCAAGCUAAUGGUUCAUGUCAUACAGACUCAACUUCAAAAGAGUGACUAUAAAAAAAGCUGAGUAAUCUCUUUGUUAGAUUGUACAGUGCAUAAUGUAGCUAUGGAAUGUGUUGGUUUUUGCUGAUCUUGAUUUCCAGUUUGGUUUUGCUUGGUUUCGAUCUUACCAUGGAGAGGCAAUGUGUUUCAGGCUUUUAGUGGUCGAUCUUGUUUCUUGAUGUUUUGUAAUUUCUUCAGUUUUCAUAAUGACGGAUGUAUAUUUCUGAUUCGAAUUGUAUACCAUAUAUAUAAAUGCUUUUUUGGUUUGAAGUUUGAACUA